Molecule: messenger RNA, 486 nt
Organism: Dovyalis caffra
Lineage: Eukaryota; Viridiplantae; Streptophyta; Magnoliopsida; Malpighiales; Salicaceae
Source: the annotation of a GenBank genome assembly
AUGUUGUAUUAUGGCCUUUUAGUUGUUGGCACAGCUGCUAUAGUGCUAGCUGUUUAUAAUCUUAUAAUCAUCAAGUGGUGUACUCAACGUAGAGGCCGGUCAGGGCAGAGGCCAAAUGAGUUCAUAGAAGUAACAGCAAGCCAAAGUUUUGAACUCUCCAGCAGGAACUUGCUGUCUAGUUUCAAGUACAAAAAGGGAAACAUAGGCGGUGCCCAAGAUCAAGGAACUGACUAUGAAUGUGCUGUUUGCUUAUCUGUUUUUGAAGAGGGAGAAGAGGUAAGGCAAUUGCCAAGUUGUAAGCACUCAUUCCAUGCUCCUUGUAUAGAUAUGUGGCUAUUUUCUCACUCUGAUUGCCCGCUUUGUCGUUCACGUGUUGAUCCUCCUCUUCCGGUGUGUAAUAGACGACUGGCCGUCGCAGCAGCUGAUACACCGGAGAACUCUAGGGAAGGGUUACUGGAUAAUUCAGCCAUCAGUAGUGCUGUUUGA